GAACUUUUACAGUUGAUAUUUCAAACACAAAAAAGCUUCUAGAGGGAGAAAGAGGCGAGAUCAUCCGCCAAAAAGGCAUAACUGUGGUGAGCGAGUCUGGAUUAUUUACACCUCAAGAUAUUACGUUUGUUCAAGAUGCAGGCGCCCAUGCGGUUUUGGUGGGGGAAUCCCUAAUAAAAAAGGAAGACCCUGGAAUGGCGAUAGAGGAGGUUUUUGGGAUAGAUGUUUCUCUCAAUUCUUACUUGUAAGAUUUCUAUGGAUGCCAAUCAGAGCGUUGGUGAGAGCUUUGGAUUCUAAUGCCAAGGUUUUGAGUUUAUAAAUAAGUCCCGGCCAUACAAACUUGACGGGAAAAGCAUUUCUUACUACUAAUUAUUUGUUUUGCCAAUCAUGCUUUAUUUUCAUCCUUAAUUAAAUUUGCGCUCAUGGGAAA
Molecule: messenger RNA, 430 nt
Organism: Phalaenopsis equestris
Lineage: Eukaryota; Viridiplantae; Streptophyta; Magnoliopsida; Asparagales; Orchidaceae
Product: indole-3-glycerol phosphate synthase, chloroplastic-like
Exons: 3
Biological process (GO): L-tryptophan biosynthetic process
Molecular function (GO): phosphoribosylanthranilate isomerase activity; indole-3-glycerol-phosphate synthase activity
Source: RefSeq, a predicted model, not a curated record